Messenger RNA from Alosa alosa (allis shad), 4082 nucleotides. RefSeq names its product arrestin domain containing 3b (gene arrdc3b). The record is from RefSeq and is a predicted model, not a curated record. The transcript has 8 exons. Gene Ontology annotation, cellular component: cytoplasm. Gene Ontology annotation, biological process: protein transport. Bases 242 to 1483 code for a protein of 413 amino acids. NCBI's taxonomy places the organism in Eukaryota, Metazoa, Chordata, Actinopteri, Clupeiformes, Clupeidae.
CCCUAGUGUAAACCCGUCUGUGAACAGAGACUACUGAGACUAGACGUGUAGAUAAAAGCUAUCCAGGCUUUUAGGAAAGCCUUGAAAACUAAAUGACUUGCCAUAGAUUAUAGCACUGAUCCAGCCUGCAGCCUCCCUGCAUGGCAAACUUACUUACUGGUCAGUGUUUGAAAGAUCACGCUAAUGUUGUAGUGAGGUCUGGGUUUUUUUUUUGUAAGAUCUGAAUUAAUUUCUUACCACCAUGGUGCUCGGAAAGGUGAAGAGCUUCUUUGUGAGCUACGACUGUCUUAAUGACAGCAAUGUCCCCGUUUUCGCCAGUGGGGACUCGGUGUCAGGGAGAGUUAUCAUCGAGGUCACCGGAGAAAUUCGGGUGAAAUCCUUGAACAUCCACGCCAAAGGACUGGCUAAAGUUCGAUGGACUGAAUCUCGCAAUGCUGGAUCCAACACUGCCUAUACGCAAAAUUACACCGAAGAAGUGGAGUAUUUAAACCACAGAGACAUCCUAAUUGGACAUGAUCGAGAUGAUGAGAACCCUGAAGAAGGACUGACAACCCUUCACACCGGAAGACACGAGUACCCGUUCAGCUUCGAACUCCCUCAAACGGCCCUGGCCACCUCUUUCGAGGGGAAGCACGGUAGCGUGCGCUACUGGGUGAAGGCAGAGCUGCACAGGCCGUGGCUGUUGCCCAUGAAAGUGAAGAAGGAGUUUACUGUCUUCGAGCACAUCGACAUCAACACUCCGCUCCUGCUGUCUCCCCAGGCAGGCACCAAGGACAAGACUCUGUGCUGCUGGUUCUGCACCUCUGGUCCCAUCUCCCUAAGUGCCAAAAUCGAGAGGAGAGGCUACACUCCUGGCGAGUCGAUCCAGAUCUUCGCCGAGAUCGAGAACUGCUCGUCUCGCGUGGUCGUGCCAAAGGCAGCCAUCUACCAAACCCAGACCUUCUAUGCCAAAGGGAAAGUGAAGGAGAUCAAGCAGCUGAUCGCCAACCUGCGGGGAGAGCCUCUGCCCAGUGGGAAGACCGACACCUGGAACGGCAAGAUGCUCAAGAUUCCGCCAGUCUCACCCUCCAUCCUGGACUGCAGCAUCAUCCGGGUGGAGUACUCGCUCAUGGUGUACGUGGACAUCCCAAGAGCCAUCAACCUGUCGCUGAGCCUCCCACUGGUCAUCGGGACCAUCCCCCUGCACCCGUUUGGCAGCAGGACAUCCUCCGUCAGCAGUCAGUGCAGCAUGGCCAUGAGCUGGCUGGGCAUGGCACUGCCUGAGAGACCAGAAGCUCCCCCCAGCUACUCGGAGUGUAUCAGCCAAGAGCAGAGACCUAGCCUGGACCUCACGGCGGCACGCGAUGAACUGGAGGGUCCGCUGUUCGCCUACAUCCAGGAGUUCCGCUUUCAGCCACCACCACUGUACUCCGAGAUUGACCCCAAUCCAGAGCCCGGCUGCUGGACCGAGGAGAGGCGUCCGGACUUGUGUCCGUCUCGCUGAAGCGUCCCCUGCUGCCUGUCCAGAGUUGUCAGGCUGUUUUUCUCCUCGAAACUACGACGCCUCCUCUAUCUCCACACCCCAGCCCAGCGCGGGCCCAGGGACUCAGAGACCCUGCAGGAGACCAGAGCUUCCCCUACAGAGGCAGCCCAGGAGUCUCCACCCAACCCGAACAAGCCUGCUCGCCCAGCCGAACCCGAACCCGGGCCGGAACCACAACCCGGUCCUUGGCCCGCUCGCAACCGGCUGGCACACGAUUAGGCACCUGCUUGCCCAUGGAGGGGACUACCCACUGAUGGUUUAAACUGUGGCACACGCUGAACGACAUAUUAUUACUAUUACUUUACUAUUAUUUUUUUGUUGUUGCCUGAGCAAAAACUGAAAGAGAAAUUGUGCCCUUGUCUCCUCCCUCCCUUCUAUGCCCCCUUGUGAUCCGCUCCGGAUCACCAUGGACACCACCAGGCCUGCGUUACGAUGCGUUGCGUUGCGCAGGGCAACAGGGUUGGAGACACUCCUCCUGCCUCUGAAAAACGAUUUUGCACAUCUUGAGUUUUUCUCUUUUUGUUGUCAACGUUGUUCUUGUUGUUUAGCAGCAGGGUUUGUGUGGUUCACUCCUAAAGCGCCACUGUUAGUGCAUCCAGUGCCCAUACGCUCUAGAACAAGACUUGCGGGCUUUAGGCCGUAGAGCCCAAGUAGAAGUCGAUCGGGUUGCGCAAACCGAACGAAAGACAAUACAGAGAACAAAAGAAGAGAAAAGACGCUCCAGAGGAGCGCAAAAGAAGAGAAGAGGCUAUCUUUUUUUUUUUUUUUGUUGUUUUAAAUCGACCAGCUGUCUGACUGACUAGAUAAGUAGUAGCCUCUUCGACAGUGUUUUUCUUUUUUAUUUCUAGAAGCUUCCCAGCUGGUCGUGGUUGUGUGUGUGUGAAGUGCAGGAUGUGUUUGCAGAGCUGAACUGUAUGGUCAGGGAUCAGAGGGAGGGGGUGAAAAGAGAGAAGGACUCCUUCCUCCUCCUCCUCCUCCUUCUCCUCUUCCUCCUCCUCCUCCUCCUCUUGAGGGGUGUGGGAUGAGACACAAUCGCGCCCUGUGCCUUUGAGCUGUCCUCGCACACCACGUUGCCUUUCCACAGAGCUCACACACACACACGUGCGCAUCACUGUCCCAUCAAUCUCUCUGUCUCUCUCUCUCUCUCUCUCUCUCUCUCUCUCUCAGGUGUUCUGCUCACUUGCCAAACUUUUAAGACGAGAGGUGACACACGCUCACCCUUUCCCUCUUGCUCGCUCUCUCUCUCUCUCCCUCUCUCUCUCUGUCUCGAUCUUAACUGCGCUGUCAGUCAACACAAAAGGCAGGAUACCGAGAGAAGUGUCAGGAAAACCCUGCACAAAGAUGAUGCGAGAGAAAAAAAAAACAAAAACGAAUGACAUUCCUCUUUUAGUCCUAAUUCUCUCGUUACUCGACGAAAUGACUCCUACAGAUAGUCAUGGAUGACGUCGAGUCUACGGUGACCCGGACAUGAGUUGAACUAGACUGUACCAUUAAAGCACAGUUGAAUUAAAGCGAAGCGCAGAGCGUGCUCCUCGAUGAGUUCUACAUUAGUUUUUCACACUCAUUCGAUGACGCGCAAGACAAGUUGGAGUUUGGCUUUUUCAGCCUUAACUGUAAUAAGCACUUUUAUUUUGUUAUUGUGAGUGUGUGCGAAAUUAAUCACACCAUAUGAAAGCAUUGCAACUACGCGGGCAUGAUUUAGUAAAACAAAUUAGGUAGACUUUUGUCUUUUUUGUUUAUUCAUGAAAGUUUACAAGUUGUUUUGUGUGUUUUUUUUUUUUUUUUUUUUUCGUUUUUUAUGGUGACCAUGUCUAUGUGCUUUUUUGAUGAACGAAAUGUUACUCAAGACAGUGCAGCUCUCUGUUGAGACGAUUGGAAGACAAACACAUGCCUGCGUGGCCUUGGCACAAAUCCUUUUCCUCGAUUCAAGCUCUUUGUUGUUAAAGACUACGUGCUUAUCAGCCAGGUUUUGUUCUCUGGGUUUUCUCAUCAGGCUAUUGCAACUCUCAGUCAAAAAAGGGAAUAAUUAUCGUCUCGACAGCAUUUAUUUUGUGGCUGAAGCCGCGUCCUUUUGCGUUUCUCCUCCCGUGGUCUGCACGCAUGCAUGGGUUGCCGACUUGCUCACAGGCAGUUUUGUUGUGACAGAUGCUUCAUUAGCCGCGUGGCUUAGCUCUUUAAGUUACUAUGUUGACUUGCACGCCCCUUGAAAGGUCGAGCACGAAAAGCGUGAAUGCACUUCUGAAUGAUAUAGCUCCAUACAUAGGUAUAUAUACACAUAUCUAUGGCUCCAUACCUGACGAUGACACAAGAUUUUGUUUAUAUUACCUCCCGAGUGUGAAUUAAGCUUAUUCUAAGUUUUAGAAACAAAAAAAGUGCAAUAUUAUUUUAGUAUAUAUAUAUAUAUUUCCACUAUUUGUACAGUUUCAUAUCUUUUUUUUGUUUUGUUUGUUUUCUGCUUAAUAUUAUCAUAUUUUGUCUGUAUUAUGCCAGUUGAUGAAUGUUAUGUUACAAUUUUGUUCUUGAUCUUCCUUGUUUUCAAAUAAAUAAGCCAUUUUUGAAA